Molecule: messenger RNA, 804 nt
Organism: Zingiber officinale
Lineage: Eukaryota; Viridiplantae; Streptophyta; Magnoliopsida; Zingiberales; Zingiberaceae
Product: fibrous sheath CABYR-binding protein-like
Exons: 4
Coding region: 1-804 (267 amino acids)
Source: RefSeq, a predicted model, not a curated record
AUGGAUACCAGUGAAUUUCAUGAGAAUGAUGAUGAUAAUGAGGACGAGGAGGAGGAGGAGGAGGACAACAACAUGGAGAACUUCUAUGAUGCUUUGAUCAAUGAUGAACUACGCGUGGAGGAGGACCUACUUCAUGCUAAGGAGGCUGAAUUCCUAGCUGCUCUGGCCCCUCCCCCUGUAAGUGAAGGGCCAACUAUUUUAGCCGAAGUGCCUAGCUCUUCGGGGCUUCAUGAGGCUCUAGGAGGUUCUUCUAGGGAUCUUGCUGCGCAGAUCCCCCCUGAUCCUGCUUCCACUAUUCCGUCUCCCGCAGCUAUUGCUGUCUCCUCAUCUGCCUCUAUUCCUCUUAUUGAGCUUACAUCCCCUGAGGAAGAACAACGGGCAGAGGCUGCCUCACUUGCCGAAGAGGAAGAAGAAGAGCCUUUUUUUACCUUAGUUCAGAAGCCAAAUCUUACUAAGACUUCUCCUUUUAGCGACUUCUUUGGUACUUUUGUGCAAACUCCUCUUAUCCCAGCAUCCAUCUCUCUUGAGAGAGCUUCCCCGAUUUCUGCUCCUGAGAAGGAUGAUAUUCCUCCUGCAUUUUCUGCUCCUUUGGCAUUGGCCUUGCCCCCCUUGGCCUCUAGGUCUCGAGGUAAAUGGACGCCUUGUCGGAGAUCUUCCCCAAAUAUUAGUCCUUCAGCUGUUGAAUCCCCCUCCCCUGUCUUACCAUCGAUUCCAUCUACUUCUUUUUCUGCUCCUCUUGUUUCUGCUUUUCCUCCUAUUGCGUCUUCUUCUUCUUCUUUACCUCCUGUGUCCUCCAUUCCCUGA